Molecule: messenger RNA, 468 nt
Organism: Iphiclides podalirius (scarce swallowtail)
Lineage: Eukaryota; Metazoa; Arthropoda; Insecta; Lepidoptera; Papilionidae
Source: the annotation of a GenBank genome assembly
AUGGGCAGAGGGGGUGAGACGCGCGAUAAGAGCGGCGGCCAAGUGCGACGUGUUCGCGUGCCGGCGUCCGCCCCGAAUGUGUGUCACGGCGGCGUGUCAAUGACUCGCGGGCAGCGGGCAGCGGGCAGCGAGCGCGCCGCCGAACGCGCGCGCGCUCCGUCCCCUGUGCACGACGACCCGACGUCUAGAUUUCAGAGAGUACGCGGCCGCACUGCAGCCGGCGCGGCGUGCGAGCGAAACGCGACUAGGCGGCCGGUUGGCACGUCGGGGAAUGAAAAGCAAAGCAGCCGUUUGCGCCCGACGAUGAUGGUCAGUCCUAACUCCGAAAGAUCCGAUAAGUUUACUUUGUUUGUGUUACAACCCUACCGCGGGUCCGAUAGUGCGCGUUCGGCGAUCGACAACCCUAGCGCAGGAAUGCCGGGCGUAUUCGGAACGGUUGGCAUCCCUACGCGGCGCGUGACGGACCAG